GAAGAGUCGAACCUGUGCGAAUGAAUGCGCCAAAUGACUGGCGGUAUUGUCCUGCUGCCAGGCACUGAGAUUUCGCCGGAUGCUGCUCUCCAAGACCCUCAGUGGGAUUUAGAGGUCCUCAUGGCAGCAGCCCAAUGGGCGUUGCGCCUGAUGCGGCGCAGCCUGCUGGGCUGGUUGCAGCUCAGCCUUCGGUGCCGGAACUUGCGAGCACGCAGCGUGGGUUUAGCCGAACACGUUGUUUCUGCAACGCGCAGGAGAACUCUCCAGCGCUGGAAGCUGGCGGCCAGAGCAGAGGCACGGUACCGAAGUCUUGCACAGCAGAUGCCGAAAGCGCUGAUUUCGCUCCUGAGACUUUGGAAUCAAACAGCUAGGCUUCACGGAAAGCUUCACAGGCUUCAGAGGACAUGCGGAGUGCGCGAGAGAAAGGCAGUUCUAGACGCUUGGAAACUGAAGACAGCACAAACUGCCAGACAAUGGAGGUGUUUGGCGCUGCAACAGCUCAAACUCGUAGCCAGAAUUCGCUCUAAGGUGCUGGCAGCCUGGCGCGCGCAAGCGUCUCUUGCAGCUGGCCUUCGCCGUUUGCGCUUGCAGCGCUUGCAGCGCUUGCAGCGCUUUGCGCUCACACGCUUUGAAGCCUUGGGCGCCUGGCGCCAGCUUUCACGGCUCUGGCGACGGACACGGCUGGAGAUGAAAACGUACAAGAGAUCUAUGCUUUCAACUUUGAGUCACUGGAAGUGGCUGGUGUCGGCAGAGGCUUCCUUGAGAGCGUUAUCGUGCAUGCAGGCUAAACAAGCAGUGCGUUCAUCCUUUUCGUGCUGGCGGCUGCGACACCGUGCGAGUCUGAAGCAAACGCAAAUGCGGACACAAAUGACCGGGCGGUGCCAGCAAGACUUGGUGGCAUCGGUGCGCCGCUGGCAUUGCUUGGUGCUGAGACGGCUGAUGGCUAGCACGCACUUUUAUUGCCUUCAAGCAAUGAUGCGGCUGUGGCACCAGGUGAUGAAGCUUAGCCGUGUCAGCCGGGCAUCCAAGAAGCAGACUGUGUCUGAUGCAUUCACGCUGUGGCGCUGCUUAACGAUGCGAGAGAUCGCAAGAAGGACUCAAAGCAAAGAACUCAUCACCCUGGCCGCCUAUUCGGGGGAUGGUGACAGUUCUAUGGAGGUCUCUGACUUGUUGGAAGUGUCAGCCACCACAUACGCAACGAACAGUGGCAGGGACACGUCUGGAGAGCAAUGUGACACGGCAAGCGCCCCUGCUGCACUGGAUAUUAACCGCAGCUUGUCAGAUCUCAGUGGGCUGUCAGUGCACAGCCCAGAGCCGCAGCCUUUCGGAGCUUCACCAGAGCCGACAGCUUUCGAGGUAUCUCCUAUUCCAUUUUCCCCGUUUUCCAAGGUCUCACCAAGGUCCAGGUCUUUGGCGAUUCCAAGCCCAGCUCGCUCCCGACAGCCCACUCCUGACCGCAGUGACGGAUGUGACGGAUGUGACGGCACCGAUUGGUGCACCCCAGUGACGCCGGUGAGCCGGGGCGCGAAGCUGCCUGAUGCAGCGUCAGGAUGCAAGCACUGUGAGGCCAAACCCGGCCAUGGCCCUGACCAUUGGAAAAGUGAGGCAAAGAUGGUUCAAGCGGAACUAUGGCAAACUGAGAGGAACGAGCGGUGUCUCAUUGAAGCCAUGCGCUGUUGGCUUUCCCAAUGUCUUCAGCGACGCCUUCAAAUCCUGGCAGUGCAGCAAGCACAUGUUGGCGCUUGCCGACGACACUUAUCCUCAUGGCGGCAGCUUUGCACAUGCCUGCGACAUCGCCAGUCAUGUCUUUUGCGAUGUUCUUGGGAACACUGGCAGCAGCUUCUCAAGCAGUGUCGAUUGCGCACAUCUGUGGCAGAGGAACGUGCCAAGCAGCACCGUCUCGUCCGAAUCUGGCGCUGCUGGCGAAUGGCAGCGAACAUCUUUCACUUGGCUGUUGGUCAAAGCCAGUGGAAAUGCCACAACAUCGAGUGCCAGAUGAAGAUAGAGCUUCUUUGCGCGUGGCGGUUUCUUAUUCUGGUCAAGAAGCAACAGUCUUUCCACCUCAACCGAGAGCUGAGCUUGAUGGCAAGCUGCCACUCUGCUUGGCGAUGCUACAGCAGACGGAUGGGCCGAGCAGUGAAGCUGCUUCGCCGAGUGUCGCUGCGAGCGUCACUCCGAGAGAUCUGGCGUUUAUGGCAGCACUUCAGGUUGACUUCAAAGUUGCUGACCAGAAUGGUACAGCUUCUUGAAGCUGAUGUUGAUGACAGUUCUCCCCUUUCGAGACGAGAGGCGCUGCGGCGUUGGGCUGCCUUUGAAGGGCAAGCCAUGGACGCAACAGGCAACAGACCAGUUGAGCUCUUUGUACUGAAGCGCAUGCGCAACGUGCAGCGCUUGGCCGGCACCAUGCAGCUGAAUGGACGGAGGCAUGCGCGGCUGCUGAGCCAGCUGCUGCACUGCUGGCGGAAGGUUUGCCUGGUGCACGCUGUCCAGCUGCGGAGUGUGCAACACCAGAUCGAGGACUUGAACCGCGCUUUCAGCUUCUGGAUUGUGGGAAUUCGGCUGAUGAAGAGCUUGCAGCUGCAGAUGUACAAACACAGGCGAGGCGUUCUUUGUCGUGCUUUGGCCUGCUGGAUGCAUUGGCAAGGCAGGCAGCACGCUUCUCAACAAGUUCGAGAGGCGUCCAAAGUCCGGACAAUUGGCAAAACUCUGCAACCCUGGCGUUUUCUGCAGCUUGCUGUGACACGCAAUCGCACCGGGACCUUCACCAAAGAUGCGACUGCCGGAACACUGCUUGCUUGGCGAGCAGGCGUUCGAAUCUCAAGGCAGCAACGACAGCUUUUGUGGCCAUUGUUGGGAUGGCGCACACUGGCCAAGCGCGCCUGUCGCAAGAGGCUUCGGUGUAUUCUGCGCUCCUGGCUUGGAUGCAGCGCCGGUCGAGCUGCGGUGCUGAGGAAUGCCCUGAGUGGCUGGCAAGCUGCUGUAACGGAUACGCGGCGACUACGUAUGCUGUCCUGCUUCACGCAAUGGCAACGCCAUUAUGGGGCCAAGUGCCUGGCAGCUCAGUGCAGCAAGCGCCUGAGGAUAGCUCAGCUGAUGGCUACCAUGAAUGCCUGGCAGAGAAUCAUCAGUCGCCACCAGGCACAACAGCAAUUGCAGACGCUGCAUUGUGGUCGCGAAGCAACUCAGGUCCUGCGCUCAUGGAGCUCACUUCAGCGGAGCCUCUUUGCAAGGAAGCUGCUUUGGAAUCAGCUUUUGCGAGCUACUUGCAGCCUUUGGAGACUCUGUGCUACUCUUUCGCAUGCUGAACAUAGCGGUCUUCAGCGCGCUCUGAACUUCUGGCGAGCCGCUUUGUUGAUGGUCCACCUGCAGCUCAUGCAACUCUGCAUUUGUGCUUGGCGCGCUUGCAGCCUCGCUGGGCGUGUGCAGCAUCACCGCUUGAGGCAGAUGUUUCGUACUUGGAUUGCUUUCCAACAGCAAUCCAGGCAGUGUCGGGUCAGCAGCUGCUUUACCCACUGGCGUAUGCUGACCUACGUGCUGCAUUCACGAAGUAACCUGGUGGGCUUGGUUUGGACUUUCUGGCUGCAAUCGCUGGCAGAUACAGCCGCUACCAUAAGAAAGUUCCAAUUGCAUCAACACCUCCAAGCCUGGCAGCGAGCCUGUUGGGGCCAGAAAGCAGAGAGAGCUUUGUGCAAGCGGGCCAUGCGGGCCUGGCUUCGAGCAGUAGUUGCUGCUCAUGUCGCACAUUCGAAGAUGAUGCGAAGGAGCCUAUUUCUUUGGCAUGUUGAAAGAUGUACGACAAAGGUUUUUGACAGCACCUGGUCACAGUGGUGGCUGGCUGUCAAAGCCUGGAAGCGGCAGCGGCUGCGGCGGUGUUUGCGACUUUGGCGCACCUGCCUGAGCAGGGAGCUGGCCGCUUUCCUGGGGGCCUGGAGGGUGCAAGUGUCAAUUGCACGCGUGCCACGAGUCUUCCAUGCUUGGCGGGCUGCCGUACUUCUCAGACGAGCCUGCAGGAUGGUCCUUGCCUUUGGCCUGCAGUGGUGGCACUUGGUGUCAAGACGUGAAAGGUCCUCCAAAUGCACAUUCUGGGCAUGCUGGAUUGCGCUGCUUGAGGCAGAAAGACAUAUGCGCUUGCGGCACGCCAUGACUUCCUGGCGAUUUGUCCUGGGAUUGAGAAGGUUGCGCUGCUACAUACUACGCGAGGUGUUUGGCUUCUGGGUGUCCGCAAGAGAAGUCAGGAUGAGAUUGGAGCGCAAGAUGCAGAGGUUUUGGCAGUCUUGUGAGAGAGGAAUGGUCAUGGCAGCAGCAGUUGCCUCGAGAUCUGUUGCAGACGUUUUUCAGGCGUGGAGGUUCUGUGGUCGGAUUGCGCUGGUGCGUCGUGAAUUCUUUGCCAAGACUCUGCAGGAAUCACACCAAAGACCGAUUCGACUUGCCUUCGACAGCUUCAAGAUGGCCCACAUGCAACGUCGAGUGAUCGUAUCAUCACCGCCUGUGAUGUCUUUCAGAUUGGACAGCAGAAUGGCAAGCCCUUCAAGGCGGCCACUAGUUGAGAAGCUGCAGCUGAAGCAGCUUCGGGCUACAAUGGCCACUGUGAUGGAGGCGUGGUUGCAGGAGCUCAAAGCCAACAAACGCCGACAGGUUGGCUUGCUGCAGCUGCAUCGGCUGGUUUUAUCGAGGGGCUUUUUGCCCUUACAAGUGCAAGGCGGGUCGUGCUUGCCCUCGCCCUUGGCAAAGGGCGUAGCAGGCACCGAACCCUGCAAACUUCAUCGUUUGGGUGCCGCCCUGCUGCGGAGCUGGCAUGCAGCUGCCAGGAGGUCCUUUCUCUCAGCAUGGAUGUUGCGGUGGCGCUGCAGUGCAGCCGGCAAGUCGCUCUGUCACAAGACACAAGCCACUGCACUGCUGGCAGAAGUGGGGGCCAUGCCCCAAAUUGAGCAGCGACGCGAAGACCUUGUGUUGUCCUUCUGGGCAAGGAGGCCAGUGGGCCAAAUCAAUCCACCGGUGAUUCCUGCGCGGUUAGAUCAUGAAGGUCCUGCAACUGGGAAGAGCUCCGUGCUCCUCCAGGAGCCAGCGGGACACGAUGACUGACCUGGGCGGCAGACUUGCUAACCAAUAAGGGCUGUUUUUUUUCUUGU
This is a messenger RNA of Effrenium voratum, 5129 nucleotides long. NCBI's taxonomy places the organism in Eukaryota, Dinophyceae, Suessiales, Symbiodiniaceae. The record is from the annotation of a GenBank genome assembly.